CAGAAGGCGAGAGCGAAAUGCACCACGCAGAGAAGGCCACAUCGAGCCUUCACAGGUUUCAUCGUCCGAGACUCGUGGUGCAAUUUGCUGGAAUGGGCAGGAUCGCACGAGGCGCUGCAAGAUCCUUCUACGACAACAACUGCGUAUACCGAAAAACGUUUGAGGAGGUUUCGAUGCGCUUCAGCCAGCAAGACCCUGCAAUAGACCUCGUACAAGCCGUCUAUGGCAACGCAAGCCACGGUGAAAUUGAGCCAAACGCGCUAGAAACAAGCACCGCGACUGCCCAGCCGGCCCUUUUCGCUGUCUAUUAUUCGCUGUGGAAAGCGACGACGUCUUUGCUCCGGCAAUCUGUCGACAUCGUCUUUGGGCACAGCUUUGGCGAAAUCGCUGCCGCGUGUGCUAGUGGCAUGCUGAGCCUCGAAGACGCCGUCGAGCUCGUAUAUGUCCGUUCGAGGUGCUGCGAAGCGACGUCGCGACAUUGUCCGGGGGCAAUGCUCGCCGUGCGGUGCACCAAAGCCAACCUCGUCCAAAGCGGGAUUCUGCAACCAGCUUCGGAAAUUGUGAUCGCAGCAGAGAACGCAGAAGAAGCUUACACCAUCAGUCUGCCUGCUGCAGAGCUCGAAUCAGUCGAGGCGCGGCUUCGUGCGGCAGGGAUUCCCUUUCGACUACUCAAGACUCAAUCAGUGGCUUUCCACCAUCCCAUGCUGCACCGUGACUCUGCGCUUCCCCUGGCUGCUGUCGACGAAAAGCUGGCGCGCUUGGCCGUGGACAGGGCAAAGGAGGCGCCAAGUGCAUCCAAGCUUGAGGACGGCACUGACAAGCCGUCCUUCGUCUCAUGCUCGCGUCCAACGGCACCCGAUACCCUGCCUUCGUGGCACCAGCACCUCUGUCAGCCGGUUCACUACGCCCGAACUGCAGAGGCGGUCCUUUUUGCCCAAACUUCGCCUCUCGGCCGACGUCGUGAGGAGACUAAAGCGGCAGUCGUGCUCGAGAUUGGCCUUGGCGCCGAAUUGAGUUCCCUGACAAGACGACGAGCAUUGCACAGCAACGCGGCGAAUGUCGCAGUACCGGUUGAGGCAGUAUCGCUCUUUGGAUCGCAGGGCGACGACUGCUUCGUGGAGACAGUCAAGAGGCUCUUUGAGCUGGGCGUCGAUGUGCAGUUGCCCGUCUCUCUGGCCACGAGGAGGCAACCGAUACUGGCGCUGAAUCGAAGGCGCUUCUGGCCAGAAGUGCGAUCGACAAAGGCCAGUCAUAUUCAAUAUCGACCCCAGCAUGCAGCAGCGCUAGAGAAAAGAAGCGAGGAGGCGGCAGCACCAUCCUUGUCUUGGAGCAGACACCAGCGAGCUGAGCGGGUGCAAACAGGGCGAGGUUGGGCCGAACACCACCUGGUCUGCGAUGAGGAGCAACGAGACCCCUUUUCGAUUGCUGCUUGGCUGUCCAGCCUACUGUCUCGACGUUCAGGUGAAAGAACCUGCUACAUCUUCCAGGACAAGCAGCCGCUCAGCUCGUCGGGAAACGCCGAUGUCGUCCUCACGGCUCGCGCGUCACCCGGCCAGGCAGGUUUCACCGUCUCCGUCACGUCCCUGGAGCAGCAGUCACACGACGGUGGAGGCGCAUUCAAGCACCUCGAAGCAACUCCAUUGGCGAACCUCGAUGAGCUUCCCGCGUGGAUCAAUGCGUACGAGGCAUCCUCCACGUCUGCAGAGCCUUCGAACGUUCAUCUCCUCGAUGUGCCCAACGCAGGAAACGAUGUUGUGUACCUGUUGCAAACGAGCUCCACCGCAUUCGAAGCUCUGUUGAGCUGCAGUGCGAUGCCGUCAAUGUGGACAUGCCUGGUCAACAUUUUCGCAAGUCUCGGCCUUGACAAGGCCAUGACACCACUACUUCUUGAUGUCGCAGCUUUGCAGGAAGGAGCUGCAGAAGAAUCUGAUGCGCUGCGCGUCUCAAUUGUCAAGAGGGACGACGUAUGGCGCGCAGUAGUGCGCACCGUCGAUGGUGAUCUCGUCUGCGCUCUGCAAUCCGCCGCGUCAACCUUCGCCCCUUCAGCCAGCGAAAAGAGUACAAGCACACACGGCAGCCCGGCGCUGACCAGCUCUUCAUUCGCUCCAAGCUCGCCUGGUCUCCAGGGGUCCGGUUCCUCGUGCUGCAGCUCGGUGUCCAGCCUUUCGAGUUCAAUCACUUCCCAUUUCUCGAGCCAAACGACUUCGCACAUACCCAAGCUUCCAGGAGCAGAUCUGAGCAACGCAAGCAGUGAUGCAUUGAGCACCCUUGUCGGCGCUGCCCUUCGACUAGAACCAGAGCGGAUCGAAAGCAAGCGACAGCUGGGAGACUACGGCCUCGACUCAUUCAGGGCCACGCAUCUGUCUGAGAUGCUCGAUGCUCGCUUCGGUGUAGACGUCAGCCACGUGAGCUUGCUCCAAGACAUGACGCUGAGCAGGCUUCGUGACCUUGUCUCUUCCAGAUGAUCGGGACCCUCUCGUCCGCCUCUGUCAGCAUGAUCUGGUCAUUUGCCUCUCCCGUGCCUAAACACGAGGCAUGCCUCGUGAGGCGACCAUGCUGUACUGACCCCCC
Messenger RNA from Acaromyces ingoldii, 2571 nucleotides. Its product is annotated as FabD/lysophospholipase-like protein. Gene Ontology annotation, molecular function: fatty acid synthase activity. The record is from RefSeq and is a predicted model, not a curated record. NCBI's taxonomy places the organism in Eukaryota, Fungi, Basidiomycota, Exobasidiomycetes, Exobasidiales, Cryptobasidiaceae. Gene Ontology annotation, biological process: fatty acid biosynthetic process. Bases 93 to 2465 code for a protein of 790 amino acids. The transcript is spliced from 2 exons.